Messenger RNA from Saccharomyces cerevisiae S288C, 510 nucleotides. It is a transcript of the gene SNF11, whose product is annotated as Snf11p. The transcript has a single exon. Gene Ontology annotation, cellular component: nucleus. Bases 1 to 510 code for a protein of 169 amino acids. The record is from RefSeq and is marked reviewed. Lineage: Eukaryota; Fungi; Ascomycota; Saccharomycetes; Saccharomycetales; Saccharomycetaceae.
AUGAGCAGUGAAAUUGCCUACUCGAAUACGAACACCAACACUGAAAACGAGAACCGCAAUACUGGCGCUGGCGUAGAUGUAAAUACAAAUGCAAAUGCAAAUGCAAAUGCAACUGCAAAUGCAACUGCAAAUGCAACUGCAAAUGCAACUGCAGAGCUGAACCUCCCCACGGUCGAUGAGCAAAGACAGUAUAAGGUACAACUGCUAUUGCAUAUCAACAGCAUAUUACUUGCUAGAGUUAUUCAGAUGAAUAAUAGUUUACAAAACAAUCUACAGAACAAUAUAAAUAAUAGCAAUAACAAUAACAUCAUCAGGAUACAGCAACUUAUAUCUCAGUUCCUUAAAAGGGUUCAUGCCAAUCUUCAAUGCAUAUCUCAGAUAAACCAAGGAGUGCCCUCAGCGAAACCACUGAUCCUCACGCCUCCUCAGCUAGCCAACCAGCAGCAACCUCCACAGGAUAUUCUUUCUAAACUCUAUCUUCUCUUGGCAAGAGUGUUCGAGAUAUGGUAG